Molecule: messenger RNA, 1159 nt
Organism: Ziziphus jujuba (common jujube)
Lineage: Eukaryota; Viridiplantae; Streptophyta; Magnoliopsida; Rosales; Rhamnaceae
Product: GTP-binding nuclear protein Ran-3-like
Exons: 8
Coding region: 122-787 (221 amino acids)
Biological process (GO): ribosomal subunit export from nucleus; protein import into nucleus
Cellular component (GO): cytoplasm; nucleus
Molecular function (GO): GTP binding; GTPase activity
Source: RefSeq, a predicted model, not a curated record
UUUAUUUUUUUAAACUAAUAAAAUUAGACGCCUAUAUAUAAAAUCCUCCUCCACCGAGUAGAAGCUCUCGCCCUAACACAUCUCCGCCUCUCUUAAGAAGAAAGAAGAAGAAGCUCUGCCAAUGGCUCUUCCGAAUCAACAAACGGUGGAUUACCCUAGCUUUAAGCUCGUUAUUGUUGGCGAUGGUGGAACAGGGAAAACUACAUUUGUUAAGCGGCAUCUCACUGGAGAGUUUGAAAAGAAAUACGAACCUACGAUCGGUGUUGAAGUUCAUCCUUUGGAUUUUUUCACAAACUGUGGGAAGAUCAGGUUCUACUGCUGGGAUACUGCUGGUCAGGAGAAGUUUGGUGGACUAAGAGAUGGUUACUAUAUUCAUGGACAGUGUGCCAUCAUAAUGUUUGAUGUCACAGCUCGUUUGACAUACAAAAAUGUACCAACGUGGCAUCGGGAUCUCUGCAGGGUGUGUGAGAACAUUCCCAUCGUUUUGUGUGGCAACAAGGUGGAUGUAAAAAAUAGGCAGGUGAAAGCAAAGCAGGUUACCUUUCACAGGAAGAAAAAUCUCCAGUAUUAUGAGAUUUCUGCCAAGAGCAAUUACAACUUUGAGAAACCAUUUUUGUAUCUUGCCAGAAAGCUUGCAGGAAAUGUUGACCUGCAUUUUGUUGAAUCUCCUGCUCUUGCUCCUCCAGAAGUGCAAAUAGACAUGGCUACGCAAGCUCAGCAUGAAGCUGAAUUGGCAGAGGCAGCCGCACAACCACUUCCAGAUGAAGAUGAUGAUGUAUUUGAUUAAUGUGGUGGUCGUGGGACUUUCAUCUGGCUGUUUGAGCUGAUUUUGGAUGUCACUAAAUUUGUAUCUUUCUCUGGUUUCUUUCCUACAAAUUGGGGAUGGUGUUAUUGUUUUUUUUUUUUUUUUUUUUUUUUUUUUUUUUUUUUUUUGUUGGAAGGAUGGUCGGGUAUGCUUAUCUACCUAGUUCGUUGGUUAUAGGGCUUUUAAGUAUUUCCUCCACCGUUGAAUGAAAAUUUUGGUUUUGGAGUGUACUUUUCCUGAUGAAUGUUUGGAGUGAAAUUGUGGAGAAGAGAUUAUUCAUGUGUAGUUGGUAUAUGUAUGGAUCCAAUUUUCUAUAUUAUGCAAUUUCGUUUAAUGAAAAAUCUUAUUCCCUGA